AUGGGGGGGACAGUUUUGAGGGGGAAGCUACUCAGAAAGAUCUUUCGCCCAGCUCCAGUAGAAAAUAGUUUAUCACUUUCCUCGACGCUUUCCUUGUGGGCAUCUCAUUUGGGGAGUGAGUCAAAAUCAAAGGCACGUUUGCGUGAUUUCCAGGAUGCCAUAAUGAAAAAAGUCCCCAGUUAUGCUGAAAAAUCAAACGUUAUCACGAGUGAAGGACUAAAUCAAUGGCAUUUCCAUAAUUCGAAAUGUCGAAAUGUCACCGUUCCGACUUUAUUAUUACACGGUUUUGCAUCUUCGUCAAUGUCAUUUUUCAGAAAUUUUACUGGAUUAAGUCAAGAUAUAAUGGAUUUAUAUGCUAUAGAUUUACCCGCUAAUGGUCUUUCAAGAUCUCUUUCCACUAAAUUUUACAGAGUAUCUCCCAAGGAAACCAGAAAAUUUGACAUGCUAGACGAUAUCCAUUUCCAAUUACUGUCACAUGGAAAUUAUCAUGCUGAAAAAGAGCUUAUACAAAAAUGCGAAGACUAUUACAUCGAUACCAUCGAGCGCUGGCGCAGGAGUAAUGAGCUACAUAAGAUAAAUAUAGUUGCACAUUCAUUUGGUGGUUAUCUUUCCUUUAAGUAUGCUCUAAAAUAUCCGGAGUCUAUAAACAAACUCUGUCUGGUUUCGCCACUUGGGGUAGAAGCAAAUAUUUAUUCGAUCAAUAACAAUUUUAAUGUAGGUGAAACAUACACGGUAAAUCGUUUGGACCCUUCUUCCUGCUGCUAUAUUAACGAAAAUGAAAUCCCCAAAUAUGUAUUUGAUAAUUUAUUUAAAAUACUGAGGCUAUCUGGUCCAAUAGGUGCCAAACUUUGUUGGAAUUACGUACUGUCAUCAUAUUCUAGAAUAUCGUCUUUGGAUUUCAAGCGGUAUGUCUUUGAAUUACUGUACGGGAAAGGUGGAAUGACUGCUACAGCAAUAAAUUUGUUCACCCAGUUAUUCACAACAAGGUUAUUAGCUAGAGAUCCCUUGAUGGAUUCAGCACAUUCUUUAUCAUGUAACGGAAUAUUGCUAUUAUAUGGUGAGUACGACUGGAUGGCGAAGAAUGCCGGAAAAUCUCUACUAACUAAUUGUAAGGCGGACAAUAAGGGAAGUGCUUCAAAAACAAAAUACUUAGAAGUUCCAAAGUCAGGGCACAAUUUAUUUCUUGAUAAUCCUGCAUUCUUCAAUAAAUCCAUAGCUGAAUUUCUCUCUGAAUGA
Kazachstania africana CBS 2517 is the source of this 1236-nucleotide messenger RNA. RefSeq lists its product as uncharacterized. The transcript has a single exon. The record is from RefSeq and is a predicted model, not a curated record. Gene Ontology annotation, biological process: cardiolipin acyl-chain remodeling. Gene Ontology annotation, molecular function: A2-type glycerophospholipase activity. Lineage: Eukaryota; Fungi; Ascomycota; Saccharomycetes; Saccharomycetales; Saccharomycetaceae. The coding region runs from base 1 to 1236 and encodes 411 amino acids. Gene Ontology annotation, cellular component: mitochondrial inner membrane.